Messenger RNA from Tarenaya hassleriana, 1678 nucleotides. Its product is annotated as protein DETOXIFICATION 55. Gene Ontology annotation, cellular component: membrane. Gene Ontology annotation, biological process: xenobiotic detoxification by transmembrane export across the plasma membrane. The record is from RefSeq and is a predicted model, not a curated record. Gene Ontology annotation, molecular function: xenobiotic transmembrane transporter activity; antiporter activity. NCBI's taxonomy places the organism in Eukaryota, Viridiplantae, Streptophyta, Magnoliopsida, Brassicales, Cleomaceae.
UUUCCGCAUACCUUAUAAAACCACCUUCUCAAUGUUCAUAUCGUUCACUAAGCAAGCACAGGAUGGUAGGAACAACAACACAUGAAGAGUCACGGAUUCUUAAUCCUUCACAAAACCACGGCUACACCACAACAAUGCUCGAGGCGGUGGAGGAGGUGAAGAGAAUAUCCGACAUUAGUUUUCCAAUCACCGCAAUGAGCCUACUGAACUACUUCAAGAACAUGGCCUCGGUCGUGUCAAUGGGUCGACUCGGGAGCCUCGAACUCGCCGGCGGCGCAUUGGCCGUCGGAUUCACCAACAUCACCGGCUACUCCGUCCUCUCCGGCCUUGCCUCCGGCAUGGAGCCCAUCUGUGGCCAAGCCAUCGGCUCGAAGAACCUCUCCUUGGCCUCGUUAACUCUCAAACGCACCAUCUUUCUCCUUCUCCUCGCUUCUCUCCCAAUCUCUCUCCUCUGGCUCAAUCUCCAGCCUCUCAUGCUCGUCCUCCGACAGAAUCCUCGUAUCACCAACAUCGCUUCUCUCUACUGUCGCUUUGCUCUGCCGGAUCUUGUCGCCAACAGUGCUCUUCACCCUAUACGUAUAUACUUACGUAGCAAAGGCACCACUUGGCCAUUGAUGUGGUGCACGUUGGUAUCCGUCGUGUUUCACGUGCCAAUUACUUGGCUUUUCACGUUUUAUCUCUCCCUCGGCGUCGCUGGUGUAGCUGUUUCGUCCUUCGUCACCAACUUUGUCUCUUUGUUCUUUCUUUUGUGUUACAUGUACACAUGUGCGAACGAAAUGGACAGUGACUAUGAUGACAAGCCGACAAGGACUGCUACCACAACUAGUUCUUGUCUCAAGACACCGUUGAUGUUGAUGUCGUUGUCGGGUUCCACGACAAGAGAUCGCGAAAUCUGGUCGAGUUUGGUGGGUUUGGCCGUACCCAGUUGCGUAGCGGUGUGUCUGGAGUGGUGGUGGUAUGAGUUCAUGACUAUCCUCGCCGGAUACUUGCCGGAGCCGGAGACGGCGCUCGCGGCGGCGGCCAUUGUCAUCCAGACGACGUCGCUUAUGUAUACUGUCCCAACCGCUCUUUCAGCCGCGGCCUCUACACGUGUGAGCAACGAGCGUGAGGGUGCGGUCUCCGUGGUGGGACGUGUGGGGACCACCGCCGGGAGAGAGGCUUGGGGGAGGGUGUUCACAUCGGACAGAGCGGUGGUAGAGCUUGCGGCGGCGGUUUUGCCGGUGGUCGGAGUAUGUGAGAUGGCGAAUUGCCCGCAGACGACUAGCUGUGGGAUCCUACGUGGCAGUGCGAGGCCACGUGUCGGCGCGAAGAUCAACUUCUACGCAUUCUACGUGGUGGGGGCCCCACUUGCUGUGGGAUUGGGGUUUGGUUGGCGAUUAGGGUUUAUCGGGCUGUGUUAUGGGUUGCUCGGGGCACAGAUCGUGUGUGCAAUGUCCAUUUUGACCGUCGUUUACUACACGGAUUGGGAGAGAGAGUCGUUGAAGGCUCGAGACUUUGUGGGCAGAAGUGGAAUUUCACUCGACGACGAUUCCGGUCUAGUCAAAUGCGAAGAAGGUAGAGGCUAAUUUCGUUUUUUUUUUCUUCUAUAACAAUUCUUACUUGGCCUCUCUUAUUGUAUCCAUUUACUAAUUAAUUUCUAAUAUAAAGAAAUCUCUAUGUUUAAAUGGUAAUUAUCAUA